UCUAUUCAUGUUUAGGCAGACAUAUCUUUUCAUCAAAGAACUAUGAAUGUUAACUCCUACAGUCAAGAAUGUUGUAUUCGAAAGCUACAACUCACAGAAUAGAUUCUCAGCAUCAGAUUCAGUCAUUCAAGGUUUGCUCUGCUCUCAAGAUCUGCAAAAUCAAAAGAAUAGUUUCAUCAAGACCAGGUAGUCAUAGUUGUCAGCCACAAGACAAACUUUAGGACAUCAUCUUCCAGUAUUAAUAGUCUGAUCCUGGCUAUCAGGAUCCAGCAAAAUAGCACUGGGCCACUUCCAGUAUUAAUUAAACCUUCCUUAAUUCGGAAGACAAACUGCCACUCCACCUUCUUUGACACCUUCAUCUCAACGACCUUCCAUUCUCACGCCUCCACAACUCAUAUCUCUCAUUCUUCAAUAAUUCAUCAUUUAACAAACUUCCCCUCGUUUCUCAUUCACCACUCUCCCAAAUAAUCUUCAAAUCUCCAAUUUUGAUCCAAAGCUACCAACUUCAUCUGAUUAAAAUCACCCCCAAUCUCCACAAGGCUUCCAUUUCCAUAAAAUCAAUUGGAAAUGGUAUCUGAAUCCGUACCGAUCCUCACUCCAAAAGCCAACGAAUCAGCUGCAAAUGAAGAAGGCGAACUUCCCGACGCAGCUCUUCUACCACUCUCCACCUCAGACUCUUGCCCCUCAAAUCCAAACCCUAAACCGGCCUCCAUUACCCCCAUCAUCAUCUCCCUCUUCCUCUCCACCUGCACUGCUCUCGCCGCCGCCGCCGUCUUCGCAUUCCUCUUCUUCCACUCCGCCUCUAAUCCGCCGCGGGAGGUGGCCAGGCCGCUCGCAAAGCUCAAGAGCCCAGUCGUUUUACUAAUUUCAAUGGAUGGAUUCCGAUUCGGAUACCAAUUCAAGACCGAUACGCCCCACAUCCGUAGAUUGAUCGAGAACGGAACUGAAGCUGACCUAGGUUUGAUUCCUGUGUUCCCAACCCUUACUUUCCCAAACCAUUACUCAAUUGUCACAGGAUUGUACCCUGCUUAUCACGGAAUCGUCAACAAUUUCUUCACCGAUCCCUCCACCGGCGACUUCUUCACGAUGUCCAGCCACGAGCCAAAGUGGUGGCUCGGUGAGCCUCUGUGGGAGACUUUGGCGAAUCGUGGCUUGAAAGCAUCAACCUAUUUUUGGCCUGGCUCUGAGGUAGUCAAGGGCUCUUGGAACUGUUCUAAUGAAUACUGCAUGAUUUAUAAUAGCUCUGUGCCUUAUGAAGAUAGAGUUGAUACUGUUUUGAAAUACUUUGAUUUGAACAUUAGUGAAAUUCCUUCGUUUAUGACAUUGUAUUUCGAGGAUCCCGAUCAUCAGGGCCAUAAGGUCGGUUCCGAUGAUCCGAAGAUCACAGAGGCGAUUUCUAGGGUUGACAACAUGAUUGGGAGGUUGAUUAGUGGUUUAGAAAAGAGGGGGGUUUUUGAUGAUGUGAAUAUCAUUUUGGUUGGUGAUCAUGGGAUGGUUGGGACAUGUGAUAAGAAGCUGAUAUACCUUGAUGAUCUUGGGAUACCCAAGGAUUGGAUUCAGUCGUAUAGCCCGUUGCUUGCCAUCCGCCCGCCAUCUGACCAUUCGCCUAAGGAAGUUGUGGCGAAGAUGAAUGAGGCUUUGAAGUCGGGGAGUGUUGGGAAUGGUGAGUAUUUGAGGGUUUAUCUCAAGGAGGAUCUGCCUAGGAGACUGCAUUAUGCAGAUAGUGAUCGUAUCUCUCCAGUUAUAGGGUUGGUUGAUGAAGGGUUUAAGGUGGAGCAGACGAGGUUGAAGAGGCAAGAAUGUGGAGGAUCGCAUGGAUAUGACAAUGCAAUCUUCUCCAUGAGGAGUGUUUUCAUUUCUCAUGGACCUCGUUUUGGUAGGGGGAGGAAGGUUCCCUCGUUUGAGAAUGUUGAGAUAUACAAUUUGGUUACAAGCAUUUUGAACAUUGAUGGAGCUCCAAAUAAUGGAACAAUGUCACUUCCCUCGAGUGUUCUUCUGCCUAUCCACUGAGAUCAUUAGUCAUCUCUUGUGUUCAAUGAAGUAGAUUGGCUGUAUCAUGGCAAAUCAUGCCAUGUGCAGUGAUGAGUAGUGUUCGUUAUGGGGAAUGGCUGCUGAUUCAAGUUAUAGAAUGGAGUUUUUCUAAGAGAGAGAUACGGGUUGGGUUGGGUUAGGUUAGGUUAGUUUUUUUUGUUUGCAGAGCUGGACAAGUGUGAAGCUUAUGAAAUACUAAGGUGGUUAUUAUUCAUAAUGUGCAGUGCCUGUAGAAGAUAUUCAAAAAAUAUUUGGUGGCAUUGUAUCAAUAAUCCUCGGGUCUGACUUCAGAUUUUGUUGUUCGAUCUAAGAUGCUUGACUCAUGUCAUGCCAUAUUGUCACUUGACGGUCCUCAGCCACGGCAGCACUUUUGAAGUAUAGUUUUUUUUAUACUUGCUGAAGUGAUAUAGCAAUCUGAAAAAUGAUACGAAGCUCUACAGCAACGGGCGAAGAUUGUGCUUUGCUUCAAAAGCAGUUUGGAUUACUUCUGAUCAGUGAUUUUCUGAUCAAUGCCAUAGGUUUGAUACUAAUUCUUACAAGUGAUGAUGCCUUUUGCAGAUACAUUCAUCUACUUGAUCAAAAUUGUAAUGUCUGAAAACUGAGUUUGUAUUGUAUGCAUUAGUAGUUGCUGUAUAUCAUGCAGAAAGCUUUACUUCAUUUGGUUGUAUAGCCUCCCUAUUAUUUUUUAAUAUAGAUAGCGCAUUAUCGCUA
Salvia hispanica is the source of this 2742-nucleotide messenger RNA. The record is from RefSeq and is a predicted model, not a curated record. NCBI's taxonomy places the organism in Eukaryota, Viridiplantae, Streptophyta, Magnoliopsida, Lamiales, Lamiaceae.